AUGGGAGGAUUGGCAUGUGCAUUAGCGUUGGCAAAGAAAGGAUUCACCAGCAUUGAUGUAUUUGAAACUGCAUCAAAUCUCGGAUUCGUAGGAGCUGGAAUCCAAUUGGCACCAAAUAUGGCCAGAAUCCUUGACAGAUUAGGCGUGUGGGCCGAUAUUGAGAGAGAAGCGGUUGACUUGAAAGAUACAAGUAUCAGAAAUGGUGACCAAGACAACGAACUCGGCCAUGUAGACCUUCUCUACAUCCGAGAAACCUACGGCUACCCUCACAUGGUUGGCCACCGUUCCUCACUCGCUGGCUCCUUAUACGAAGGCUGCAAACGAGAAAAGAGCAUUAAAUUCCAUUUCUCAACCGCCGCUUCAGAAGUAGAAUCCUGGUCCCCAAAACCAACCAUCAAAGUCCACCCUCGUGAGGGCUCUCCUUAUUCUGUGCAAGCAGACAUCAUCCUCGCCAGCGAUGGCCUCAAAUCCGGUGUCCGAGACCAGAUGCUAAAACUAUUGAAAAUCGACGCUCAAGUCAUCGAUACGAAUCAAGCUGCGUAUCGAAUCAUGCUCAAAAGAGAAGACAUGCAACACGACCCCGAACUCCUGGAGCUAAUCGAUAGCGACCGAGUAACGAGAUGGAUAGGAGAGAAGCGUCACAUCAUAGCCUAUCCCGUCUCCAGCAAGCAGAUCUACAAUCUCUCCACUGUUCAACCCGAUAAGAAUUUCGCCGAAGCACCGUCAGCUACGUACACAACCAAAGGCUCGAAACCAGAAAUGCUGAAAGUGUUCUCCGAUUUCUGUCCUAAGAUCCAGAGAAUGCUGGAUUUGGUCCCUGAUGGAGAAGUGUGUGAGUGGAAGCUCAGAGUUCACAGUCCGUUGCCGACCUGGGUACACGGUUCUGUGGCUCUGGUUGGAGAUGCUUGUCACCCCACACUUCCUCAUCUCGCUCAAGGAGCCGCACAGGCUAUCGAAGAUGCAGCUGUCCUUGCUGUUGUUCUGGAUAAAUGUCCUGACACGAAGCCUGAGAGUAUCAAUAAGGCAUUGAAGGUUUAUCAAGAACUGAGGAAAGAGAGAGCGGAGACGUUGGUGGAGUUGGCUGCUGCGUCAGGCAGGGCUUUACAUUUGGGUGAUGGAGCUGCGAAAGCAGAGAGAGAUAAGCAGUUUGCGGCGCUGAAGGAGAAGAAAGGUGCUGUGCCUGAUAAGUGGGCGGAUGCCGAUGUGCAGAAGAAGAUCUAUGGGCAUGAUUGUGCGAUGGUUGCAGAGGAGCAGUUCGAUGAGUUGUUUGCGAACACGAAGGCUCAGCUAUGA
Mollisia scopiformis is the source of this 1293-nucleotide messenger RNA. Its product is annotated as FAD/NAD(P)-binding domain-containing protein. The record is from RefSeq and is a predicted model, not a curated record. The transcript is spliced from 2 exons. Gene Ontology annotation, biological process: secondary metabolite biosynthetic process. Lineage: Eukaryota; Fungi; Ascomycota; Leotiomycetes; Helotiales; Mollisiaceae. Bases 1 to 1293 code for a protein of 430 amino acids. Gene Ontology annotation, molecular function: monooxygenase activity; FAD binding.